CGUGAUUGGACCAUGUACUAAUCAAUAGCAUCCACGUAGAAUCAUUGGCUCGUCACUUUUCUUGUCCUUCGAGUUCCAAAAGACUUCACAAGCAGGAAAAUUCUUGCGUUCUUUUUCUUUUGAUUCUUAUGCUGGUACAAGUACAAUUCCUCAAACCCAUCACCAACAUCAAUCUACCAUAUAAUAAUAGAAAAUUUCCUCAAACUCCCAACUGUCUUAACAGAAAAAAAUAGCAAAAUUUUAUCUUAUCUUCAACUUAGUAAUGUCUACUGCUUCUGCAACUCUAACUCUCCGGUCGGAAGAAGAAAAAACUCUGCAAGAAGAGCUAGCCUUACCAAUUCUACUAGCUGAUCGAGUCAUCAAAUCCGCCCAAGAAGCCGAAUCCUCAAAACAAGACUGCUCCGACAUAUCAAAACAAGUCGACCGUCUCUCUCAGCUUCUACGUUCUUCCGUCCGCCUCUACGCUUCCACACCCUCCCUCUACGACCGCCCUCUCCGCCGUAUCUCCUCCGACAUAACCAAGAACCUCGACCGCGCACUCACCCUCGUCCGAAAAUGUAAGCACACCGGCGUUCUUCGUCAGGUUUUCUCCAUCACUUCCGUUACUGAUUUUCGUAAAGUUUCGAACCUUCUUGAAUCUUCCAUUGCUGACAUGAAAUGGCUUCUGUCUAUCUUUGAGUGUACCGGUAGUGCUUCGCUUUCACUCCCUCCGAUUGCGAAUGACGACCCGAUUCUUGCUUGGGUUUGGAGUUACAUUUCAACUAUACAAAUGGGUCAGAUUAAAGAUCGGGUUGAUGCUGCUAACGGACUUGCUUCUUUAGCUAAUGAUAGUGAUCGAAACAGGAAACUGAUCGUUGAAGAAUUCGGGAUUUUGCCGUUGUUGAAAUUGCUUAAAGAUGGCUAUUCUUACUCUCCGAAUGCUCAAAUUGCUGCUGUGAAUGCUCUUUUUAGUAUUGCAACAAAUCAACAAAGAGUUCGUUUGAUUACGGAGUUUCUUGGAGUACCGAUAAUCGUCAAGGUUUUAGGCGAUUCUGUUACGAAAGUUCAGAUUAAGGUUGCGGAUUUGAUUGCCAGGAUGGUGGAAUUGGAUACGUAUGCGCAAGAAGAGUUCGUUACGCAGAAUGUAACUCGGCCAUUGGUAUUGUUAUUAUCUACUGAUUUAGAUUUAGAUUUGAAUAGCAGUAAUAGUAGUAGUAAUAAUCAGCCUGCUAAAACUAGCAUUCAUUCGCUUGUUCAGAUGAAAAAUGAGCUAGAUUACAAGAAAACUCGAAUGAAUCGGGUUACUUCGUUGAAUUGUUAUUUAGAUACUAGUAGUAGUAAAAAAAAUGCCCAGCACAAGAAAGACGGGGAAAUGGUAUCACCAGAGGUUGAGUUUAAGCUUAAGGUUAGUUGUGCAUUAGCAUUAUGGAAGCUGUCGAAAGGAAGUAUUUCGAACAGCAAGAAAAUUACGGAGACGAAAGGUUUACUUUGUCUAGCCAAGAUUAUAGAGAAAGAAACAGGGGAUCUUCAGUUGAACUGUUUAAUGACUGUAAUGGAGAUCACUGCCGUAGCGGAGACUAAUGCGGAUCUCCGACGUGCAGCUUUUAAGACGAAUUGGCCACCUGCUAUGGCGAUUUUAGAUCAGCUUUUGAGAGUGAUUCAAGAAGAAGUAAAUGAUCCAGUUUUGCAGAUUCCUGCUAUAAGGUCAAUUGGGUGCUUAGCUCGAACUUUUCCGGCUAAGGAGACGCGGAUUGUCAGUUCUUUAGUUGAUCAGCUUGGUAAUAGAAAUGUGGAAGUGGCAACUGAAUCAGCUAUAGCCUUGGGGAAAUUUGUGUGUCCGGAGAAUUUCAAUUGCGGUCAACAUUCGAAGGCGAUUAUAGAGUUUAAUGGGGUCCCUUGUUUGAUAAAACUGAUAAGAAACGGCGGCGAUCCUGCGAAAAUGCAGGGUUUGGUUCUGUUGUGUUAUCUGUCACUGAAUGUAGGUAAUAGUAAGGCUCUUGAAGAAGCAAGGGCUUUGAAUGUUCUUGAAGGCGCGGCUCGUCCUGUGAUAGCUCAGUAUCCUGAGUUGAGGGAGUUGUUUGCCUCGGCUAUUCAUCACCUUAUUCUUUAUCAGGCUGGAGCUCAUGCUCAUGGCCGCCCCUGCGUAUAGUAAUGGGACGUGUCGACUGUCACGCGCUAUAGAUAAAUAGCUCAUAAACUUUCUUCAUUUGGAGCGGCUAUGGCUAAACAACUAGCCCAAGUUAUUUGAAGGUGGUAUGUACUAUGUAGUAUACAAUACUUGGAAUGCAUAAUUUGAUAUGUGACUCGUACCGUUUGUUGGUAUUAUUGAUUGAUCAUCACCACUCAAUUAUGUUGUGCUAUUUCAUUUGUUAGUUUCCUAAGAUGUUUUUCUCAUUCAAAUAUAAUAAGAAUUUUCUUUAGCUUGUA
This is a messenger RNA of Mercurialis annua (annual mercury), 2406 nucleotides long. RefSeq lists its product as uncharacterized. Gene Ontology annotation, biological process: cell surface receptor signaling pathway. The transcript has 2 exons. Lineage: Eukaryota; Viridiplantae; Streptophyta; Magnoliopsida; Malpighiales; Euphorbiaceae. The record is from RefSeq and is a predicted model, not a curated record. Gene Ontology annotation, molecular function: protein binding. Bases 263 to 2128 code for a protein of 621 amino acids.